This is a messenger RNA of Anthonomus grandis grandis, 1701 nucleotides long. RefSeq names its product very-long-chain (3R)-3-hydroxyacyl-CoA dehydratase (gene Hacd2). Gene Ontology annotation, cellular component: endoplasmic reticulum membrane. Gene Ontology annotation, molecular function: 3-hydroxyacyl-CoA dehydratase activity. Gene Ontology annotation, biological process: fatty acid elongation; sphingolipid biosynthetic process; very long-chain fatty acid biosynthetic process. The transcript is spliced from 5 exons. Bases 354 to 1532 code for a protein of 392 amino acids. The record is from RefSeq and is a predicted model, not a curated record. NCBI's taxonomy places the organism in Eukaryota, Metazoa, Arthropoda, Insecta, Coleoptera, Curculionidae.
AUUAUCGAAUUAUUGAUAAAAACGUUUUACUUAUCUUUUUCCAUUUUUUCAUAAUAUUUAUUUACAAAACUUGUUAUUUUUAUGUCAAAUGAUUUUUUAGUGUAUGUUAUCUAAUAUGUAUUAAGUUAACAUAAUAAUAAUGCCUGUGUAAUUAACCCCUAUCAAAUGACUAGCCUACCAAUCUUUUUAUAAGUAUAUUAAAAAAUGAACUUUACCCUAAUAAAAUAAUUAAUCGAAAUGACUUUAUUCUACCACAAAUACCCAUAAAAUUAAAAGCACUCACAUGCAAUUAUUGCAAAAAUAAUUUGUUGGCUUAUUUUAUAUACACAUUUUGGCCCUGCCUUUUAUGUAAUAUGGCUACUUUUAGUCCAUUUGUAUAUUGGGCACAAAGUGAAAAUAGCAUAUUUCUGAAGAUAGACCUAAGAGAUGUAAAGGAACCAGAUAUUGAUAUUAAAGAAAAAGCUCUCUCUUUUAAUGGCUUAGGGACAGGAGCACAAGGAAUAAAAAAAUAUGGCUUUAAACUAUUGUUGUUUGAAGCUAUUAAAGAUAAUGGAUGUGAUCAUUGUAUCAAAAUAACUGAUAAUGGGAUCAACAUAACCCUAAACAAAACCAGUCCAGGAUGGUGGCCUCGUCUAAUCUCAGCUCCCCAGAAACCUACUUGGCUAAAAAUUGAUUUUGAUAAGUGGCAAUCAGAGGAAGAUUUAUUAGAUGAAAAAGUAAACGACGUUGCUGUAGAUUAUCCAGAUGUGUAUAAAAAUCUAAUGAAGAGUGAACUAGGAUAUAUUAAAGACUUUAAAGCUGUUUACUUGCCUUUUUACAACUUAGCGAUGCUGUGCGCGUUUCUAUAUAUUGCAAUCAUAUUAACUGUCACCAUCGGCAAAACUGGACUAAAUGAAACACUCUAUGCCCAGACUUAUCCACUUGUAGGUCGCACAGUCCUUUUUAUACAACAUUUGCAAGCUUUAGAAAUUAUGCAUGCAUAUUUUGGUUAUGUAAAAGGACAUUGGUUAAUGCCUCUUCUACAGAUUUUUGGAAGACUUGCAAUUUUAAUUUUUAACUUGGAGUUGGAGCCUAGGCUACAAAAAAUGCCAUGCAUCACAUGGCUGUUUUUGUCAUGGGUUUAUGGUGAUAUCAUUAGAUACAUCUACUAUAUACUAAAUAUGACUAGCUCCAAAAACACCUUUAAACAAUGGGUAUAUCCUUUUUUCAAAUGGUUGCGGUAUACUGCAUGGAUCAUACUUUACCCUAUUGGGUUUAUGUGUGAAGCUGUUAUAGUAUUUAGACACAUCAUUUAUUUGGAUGCAGAGCCUAGGUACUAUUUGAGAAUGCCUAACAAAUUUAACGUAACUUUCGACCUUUUAACAGUGUUUCGUUUAUAUUUACUUUUCGUUUUUUUGCCAGGAAUGUAUUUUCUACUAAAACAUAUGUAUAAGGGUAGAGUUAAAGCUCUUGGUGGUAGUGAACCAUUUGAUAAGCUUGGGCUGGGAUUUCUUAAGAGUUUAAAAAACCCUUAUUUAAAUAAAACCAAAUAAAGUUCCAAAAUCAGCAUGUAUAAUGCUAAAUAGCUUAGUAUGUUUAAAUGCAUUGAUUGAUCGCAUGCAAAUAUAAUAAGCUUAAAACAACUAGACUCAUUAAGAUUUUAAGAAGUUUAAGAUUUCGGAAAAUGUAAAAGUAUAUGUAGUAUAUACUCUUUAUAUGGUA